AUGAUCACACUGAUCAACCUCUCUCGACUUUCUUUGACGAGUUCAAGUGCCUCACUAACCUUUCGGACUGUGCAAGUCUUCCUUCUCCUUUCAGAUGAACACCACAAUUUGCUUCCCGAGUCUGCUGAAAGGCCACUCCUCCCUCUGAAGCUUUUUGAACUCAUCACCCACCUCGAACAGUGA
Molecule: messenger RNA, 183 nt
Organism: Penicillium pulvis
Lineage: Eukaryota; Fungi; Ascomycota; Eurotiomycetes; Eurotiales; Aspergillaceae
Exons: 2
Coding region: 1-183 (60 amino acids)
Source: RefSeq, a predicted model, not a curated record